AUGGAUGCCGCCGCCGUCAGGGGCUUGCUUGUCGCAAGCUUGGACCCCGAUGCGGACAACCGGCGUCGCGCUGAGCUUCAACUCAAGCAGAUCGAAGCGACGACUGGCUUUCUAGAUUGCCUUCUCAACAUCCUCCAGGCUGAGCAAGAUUCUAGCAUCCGUCUAUCGACCGUCAUCUACGUCAAGAACCGAGUCAACCGUGCCUGGUAUGACCCCGACCCAUCAUCGGCCGAAAAGGCCAUCGCCGAGGAGGAAAAGAUCCGUGUUAGGGACCGCCUCGUGCCCGUCAUGGCCGCCUCCGAACCCAUCAUCCGCCAGCAGUUGAUACCCGUCCUGCAGCGCGUCCUGCAGUGCGACUUCCCCAGCCGCUGGCCCCGCUUCAUCGACUUCACCAUGGAGCUCCUCAACAUCAACGACCCCGGUUCCGUCCUCGCCGGUCUGCAGUGUCUGCUUGCACUCUGCCGCGCCUUCCGGUACAAGGGCGUGGAGAGCCAGGACAGGCAGCACUUUGACAAGGUCGUCGAGGCUAGUUUCCCCCGUCUGCUGGCCAUCUGCAACGAGCUUGUCACCCAGGAAAGCGACCAGGCUGGCGAGAUGCUGCACCUCGCCCUCAAGGCUUACAAGCAUGCUACCUUUUUGGAGAUACCCUCCUAUCUCCGAAACGAACAGGUCAAUAUCGGAUGGUGCACCGUCCUCCUCCAGACCGUCUCCAAGACUCUCCCCGCCAGAGCCAUGGCCGGCGAUGAGUUCGACCGCGAGAAGCACCACUGGUGGAAGGCCAAGAAGUGGGCUUACUCGAGUCUCAACCUCCUCUUCAUCCGCCACGGAAACCCUUCGAGCCCCGGCAAGGGAGACGAGGCCAUGGCCUUUGCCAAGCACUUCAUCACCAACAUUGCGCCUGAAAUCAUGAAGCACUACCUGCAGGAGAUUGAGAAGUGGGUGGCCAAGACGGCCUGGCUGAGCCGACCCUGCCUGUCCUACACAAUCAUCUUCCUGGACGAGUCAGUGCGGCCCAAGGAGAUGUGGAUUCACCUCAAGCCUCACUUGACCAAUCUGGUGACGCACUUCGUCUUCCCCAUCCUGUGCUUGACAGCGGACGACCUGGAGAAGUUUGAGGACGAGCCCGAAGAGUACCUGCACCGCAAGCUCAACUACUUCGAGGACGCGUCGGCCCCCGACGUGGCCGGCGUCAACUUCCUCGUCAACCUGACCAAGAACCGCCGCCUCGAGACGUUUGAGAUCCUCAAGUACGUCAACCACGUCGUCAACGAGUAUGAGCAGUCGCCCGACGACAAGAAGAACCACAUCGCCAAGGAGGGCGCGCUCCGCAUGAUUGGCACGCUGGCGCCCGUCAUCCUGGGCAAGAAGAGCCCCAUCGCUGGCCAGGUCGAGUACUUCCUCGUGCGCUACGUCUUCCCCGAGUUCAGCAGCCCGCACGGCUACCUGCGUGCGCGGGCCUGCGACACGAUUGAGAAGUUUGAGCAGCUCAACUUCCAGGACCAGAACAACCUGAUGAGCAUCUACCGCCACAUCCUCGACUGCAUGGCCGACCCGGCGCUCCCCGUGCGCGUCACGGCUGCCCUGGCCCUGCAGCCGCUGAUCCGGCACGACGUGAUCCGCAACGAGAUGCAGUCGGCCAUCCCAACCAUCAUGCAGCAGCUCCUCAAGCUGGCCAACGAGGCUGACAUCGAUGCCCUCGCCAACGUUAUGGAGGACUUUGUCGAGGUCUUCGCCGCCGAGCUAACCCCCUUCGCCGUCGCCCUUUCGGAGCAGCUCCGCGACACCUACAUGCGCAUCGUCCGCGAACUCCUCGAGAAGGAGGCCCAGGCCGGCGACGACGGCGACGGCCUCACAGACUACGACGACAAGAGCAUCACCGCCUUGGGUGUCCUGCAAACCAUCGGGACCCUCAUCCUCACCCUCGAGAGCACACCCGACGUCCUUCUCCACAUCGAGGCCGUCCUGAUGCCCGUCAUCAAGGUGACGCUUGAGAACAAGCUCUACGACCUCUACAAUGAAGUAUUCGAAAUCAUCGACAGCUGCACCUUUGCGGCCAAGAGCAUAUCGCCCAACAUGUGGCAGGCAUUCGAGCUGAUCCACACGACCUUCAAGUCGGGAGCCGAGUACUACCUGGAGGACAUGCUCCCGGCACUGGACAACAUUGUGCAGUACGGCGCGCCGCAGCUGGUGCAGAACCCUGAGUAUAUCGAGGCGCUGUACUCGAUGAUUGCCGACAUGUUCACCGACGACGUCCAGGGUCUGGAGAGGAUAAGCGCGUGCAAGCUGGCCGAGGAGAUGAUGCUGUGCCUCAAGGGCUACAUUGACCGCUGCGUCGAGGGCUUCAUCGGCAUGGCCAUGGGCAUCCUGGCAACGCAGGACGUCAAGGUCCGGACGUCGAGAAUCCACCUCAUGGAGAUGGUCAUCAACGCCAUCAGCUACAGCCCCCUGCUCGCCCUGCAGGUGCUGGAGAGCAAGGGGUGGACCAACCGCUUCUUCAGCCUCUGGUUCAGUAACAUGGGCUCCUUCAGCCGCGUCCACGACAAGAAGCUCUGCAUCAUCGCCAUCACCGCCCUGCUCAACCUCAACCACGACCAGGUGCCCGCCAGCAUCUCGGUGGGAUGGCCGCGACUGCUACAGGGUGUUACCGAGCUGUUCAUGUCCCUGCCCAACGCUAUGAAGAACCGUGAGGAUGCUCUCCGUGAUGAUUUCCAAUUUGGCGGAUCCUACGACUACGCCGACGACGACGAAUGGGCAGACGAAGAGGCCAACUGGGAUGGCGGCGACGAAGUGGCUGCGGCUGCGGUGGGAGCUGUGGAGUCCCAGCAGCAGCAGCAGCAGCAGGGUGGCGCCACUGAUGCCAAGGAUGAGAGUGCUGCCUAUCUCGAGUUCCUCAACGAAGAGGCGCAAAAGUUUAGUCACGUGGUUGACGACGACGACGACGGUGAUCUCGGAGAGGACAACUUCCUGGACUCGCCGCUUGACAAGAUUGAGCCCUAUCAGCUGUUCAAGAGUGUUAUGUUACGCAUGCAGCAGGAGCAGCCCCAGUUCUACGGAUCCCUCACCGGACAGCUCACGGCUGACCAGCAGACCGUCCUCCAACAGGUCAUGGUGCGAGCCGACGAGAUCGCCAUCGAGCAGGCCCGAGCUGCGGAGGCGGCCAACCUUGCUGCCCAGCAGGCUGCGAGUGGCGUGGCCCCUGCUAGUUAG
This is a messenger RNA of Geosmithia morbida, 3207 nucleotides long. RefSeq names its product importin-7. The transcript has 9 exons. The record is from RefSeq and is a predicted model, not a curated record. NCBI's taxonomy places the organism in Eukaryota, Fungi, Ascomycota, Sordariomycetes, Hypocreales, Bionectriaceae. Bases 1 to 3207 code for a protein of 1068 amino acids. Gene Ontology annotation, molecular function: small GTPase binding. Gene Ontology annotation, biological process: protein import into nucleus. Gene Ontology annotation, cellular component: cytosol; nuclear envelope.